AUUAAUGUUCCAUUUGAUGUAAGACUAGUGCGAAAUUCAGAUUAUUUCUUCACUCCGUUUUUCCAGAAUAAUCGUUCUAAUUAUUAAAAAAAGACGCCAAACUGAAAAACCGUUGCAACGCUUUUCACUCAAAUCGGACUAUGAAUAGCACGUUUUCAAUUUAUUUUGUAGUAUCUUUCUCAAUCAUCUUCUGCACAUCUUUCUAUUUUAGCUUAUCUAUGUACGUAAGAAAUUCUUUCUAUUUUAGCUAAUCUAUGUAAGAAAUUCCAAUUUGAUGUUUCUGUGCUUUUGGACCUCAGUGGAGUUCCUUUAAUGGAAUGAUCGAUCUUGAUCUAACUGCAUGUUUAACAAAUACAAACUGCUAUUCUAAACUAAAGUGGAAUUAUGAAGCGAAAUUAAUUUUUCUAGAACAUUUCAUUCAUAUAGAUCUACGUAUAUCUAGAAAUGAUCAAAUCAAUAAUAAUUUUGAAUUAUUGAAACGCAAUCCAUAUGAUUCACGUUGAUUCAAUCAACAAUGAGGUUACACUGUGAUUCAGUCAACAAUGAGCUGUGUAAAAUCAAUCAAAAUUAGAACCAUUAAAGAAUGGAUAUGUACAAACUUGAAUCAUACGAGAUUGAAAAUCACAUUGUUUUUCGAUAUUGUAUUGAAUUUUAAAAAAGAUCUUUGUUUGCUAAAAUCCCAUCAGCGUUAGGUGUUAAACAAACAUAAUUCCUCGCGACAGGCACGACAAGAGCGGUGGUUUCCGCCGUUUUCAUUUCAUCUCUUAGAAUCUUGGUUUUAGCCAUAUCCGGAAGUGCGAAUACGCGAAAGGAUCUGUUAAUGUUCGGGAAGGUUAAUAGUUGGUUGUUAGCUUUGAAAAAAAAUGAGUUGAGAUAAAUUUCAUUAUGGAUAAAGUAUAACUUAAAGAGCUGGACAGUAAACUUUUUUUUUAUUUUGAAUAACAUGCAGUUUACAUCAUGACGCCGUUUUCAUAUUGUAUGGUAACAGAGUUCCAGCAAAGAUUCAGGGUGCCAUUACUUCAUGUUUUAAUUGUCUUCUUGUUGAAAGGGUAUGUGAACGCAGCUACCACUGAUUCCACAUUAAACAGCGAGGAUGACGACGAUAGUGGUGCUCCAAUGUCCAUGAUAAUCGGACUGUCGGUCGGCUUCGGCUCCGUUUGUGUUGUUGUUUUUUGUUGUUGUCUCAUUUUCAAAUGUUGUGGAUGUAAAGAAGAAAACAGAAAAACAUCUGCCGUUCGAAGAAAAAUGGCAUGGGACAAUUAAAAAUCACAUUGUCUUUAAUUAAAAAAUCUCAUACAAAUAUUGCAAGGAAGUACAAUUAA
Molecule: messenger RNA, 1322 nt
Organism: Ruditapes philippinarum (Manila clam)
Lineage: Eukaryota; Metazoa; Mollusca; Bivalvia; Venerida; Veneridae
Exons: 3
Coding region: 958-1263 (101 amino acids)
Source: RefSeq, a predicted model, not a curated record